Molecule: messenger RNA, 744 nt
Organism: Seminavis robusta
Lineage: Eukaryota; Bacillariophyta; Bacillariophyceae; Naviculales; Naviculaceae
Source: the annotation of a GenBank genome assembly
AUGAAACUCAACUUCAGUGAUUUCCGCAGCCAAGAGCUCUAUUUUGCCUUGGCGGACUUUACCAAGAUCAAGUUCCGGAAGUCCCAGGAGACCCUGAAUAUCCUUGGUGAAUUCGUCAAAAAGCUGGAUACUGAUGCCACGGAUGAAGAUCUCCAAUGUUUUACCGUGGAUAAUGGGAUGAUUUUCAUUGAUCACAUGUUUGAUGAAGGUGUCAAACGCAACGAGUGGAAUGAGUUGGGUUCUGCUACAGUAUUCCUAUGCAUUCUUCCAGAAGGUUCUUCGCCCCUUCCUAUGAUUAUUUACAGUGGAUUGUUUGAUGGUUCCCUCAAGAAGCAUUUCAACAAGGAUGAACUUUUCAAGUUCCUCCGAAGCAAAGUCCACUUUGAUUAUGCCAAUGAGAAAGAUCUCAUUCUGGCGCUGAAAGAAGAGAUUGUUCGAGGACCUGUACGAGAUGUUCGGGAUUACAUCACCAAGGAAAAGCUUCUCCCCCUUUCUCAAAGAAAACUCUUCCUAAAUGCAUUGUGGCUGCCAGCGGAAUCUUCCAAAUACACCAAUGCCGGCUACAAAGCUUUAGAUACAGUGGUGGAAGCAAUCCAGAUUCCUGACGAUGUAGUGCGUGCUGCGCAGUUAUGCAAGGUGGAACAUCUCCAGAACCAGCUGAAUGCAGAGAUGGAAACAGAAGACCUCCCUUUGAUGCAAGACUUUUUCUUUGAUGCCAACAAGAUGAUACCACAAUAUUCUUGA